Molecule: messenger RNA, 611 nt
Organism: Spirodela intermedia
Lineage: Eukaryota; Viridiplantae; Streptophyta; Magnoliopsida; Alismatales; Araceae
Source: the annotation of a GenBank genome assembly
AUGGCGCUGAAGUCUCUCACCGGGGCGGCGGAGGGUACACGUACCUGCGCGGAGCAUCAUAGUGAGGGUUCCGCGGACGGAGCGGCGGCUGCGUCGACUGUGGAGGGCGGGUGGUUCCGUACGGCCGCAGCGGAGGGGGCGGUGGUUGUGAUCCGGUCGGGUUCCUUGGCGCCGAUGUCGGCGGGUCAUAUGUAUACUUCUUCGUCUUUCUCCGGGGCGGCAUUGGUUGAGGGCGAAAGGCAAGGGGCAGGGGACGAGAGGGAGGAAGACGACUACUCACCAGAAGCUCGCAGGAGUGGAGUUCGCUGGGAAUGAUGUUACCCAGUUUUAUAACCAAAGCCGGGAGGAUGGCCGCGGUCUACUUUGUUCAGAGACUUCUUUGAUACCAGAAGCCUCCAUACUAGGGAAUGGAGUUCAAAGUGUCACGGCCCAUAAAACAGAAGACAUAUCCUCUCUCCAAGUAGGGUUAUGGUGCAGACUUGACUGCGAGGUUUUACCAUAAAAGUGGAAGAAGACCAGGAGGGGUGGCAGGCGGAGCCAUAAACGGACUUGAACGGACACGACGGCCCUCUCGGAUGACCGAAGGGCCUAGUAAGGGUGGCUGUUUGUGA